This is a messenger RNA of Necator americanus (New World hookworm), 402 nucleotides long. RefSeq lists its product as uncharacterized. The coding region runs from base 1 to 402 and encodes 133 amino acids. The record is from RefSeq and is a predicted model, not a curated record. The transcript has 2 exons. NCBI's taxonomy places the organism in Eukaryota, Metazoa, Nematoda, Chromadorea, Rhabditida, Ancylostomatidae.
AUGGAGAGGCUUGAUUGCACGGAACGAAAGCUGCUUAGACGACUGCUUGGCUACUUUUGGCCUAGAGUAUGCCACAAUGAAGAUCUUUUCGCAGAAAUUGAUGUGGUAUACCGGCGGAUGACACGUGGAAGAUAUCAACAUUUUGCACCACCAUCGAAAGUGGCUAAAAAGAAGCCACCUGGCCGAAAAUGGAAGUUCUGGACUGAGAUGGUGAAAGACGACCUGAGGACACUCGGCGUGGAUAGGCAGUUCAGGCGAGACGUAGGGUUUCGCAGAAUAAGGAAUAGCGACGAAUGGUUUGAUUCUGUGCAGGCUGUCGCAGAAGAUCGAGAAGGUUGGGCAGAGCUACGUUCAAGGACGGCACACUUUGGCGAAGAUGCGGGUAAUCGCGUCAGGCAAUGA